AAAAUGCAACCCAAGAAGACGAAAAUAAUGAAUCUGAACCUGAGAGUCCAGAUGAUGAUGAUCUUAAUAUAACCAUAGAAGAGCUUGAUGAUAACGCAGAGGAGAAAUCUAUUAGUAAGCUUUUUUCAAGGGUUUUUGUUAAUGAUUCAUUGUGUUGUGCGUCAAAAAUUGAAAAACCAUACUACUCUGCUGAGAUCUACCCAAAUAUUUGCUUUGAAUGUGGAAGCCAAGAGGUUUCUAAACUGGCAAAAAAUGAAUACCCGUAUUGUAAUGACUGCGGUGGUAAUUCUGGUAGUUCUAAUUUAAAAAAGAAUUCAAGACAGAGUAAAAGUAGUAAAAAUAAGCGAAAGCGUAGUUAA
Racocetra persica is the source of this 359-nucleotide messenger RNA. Lineage: Eukaryota; Fungi; Glomeromycota; Glomeromycetes; Diversisporales; Gigasporaceae. The record is from the annotation of a GenBank genome assembly.